Molecule: messenger RNA, 4071 nt
Organism: Pogoniulus pusillus (Red-fronted tinkerbird)
Lineage: Eukaryota; Metazoa; Chordata; Aves; Piciformes; Lybiidae
Product: ATP-dependent RNA helicase DDX19B
Exons: 12
Coding region: 71-1510 (479 amino acids)
Biological process (GO): poly(A)+ mRNA export from nucleus
Cellular component (GO): cytoplasmic stress granule; nucleus
Molecular function (GO): RNA helicase activity; RNA binding; ATP binding
Source: RefSeq, a predicted model, not a curated record
CCUGCCCGCGCCCGGCGCCAUUGCUGCUGCUGCUGCCGGCGAGAGCGGCCCCAGCGCCCCCGGCCCGGACAUGGCCACCGACUCCUGGGCCCUGGCCGUGGACGAGCAGGAGGCGGCGGCCGAGUCGCUGAGCAGUUUACACCUGAAGGAGGAAAAACCCAAACUAGAUGCCAAUGGUGCUGUAAUCAAGGCUGAUGACAAUGUGGAGAAGACAGAGGAUGAGGAGAAGGAGGACAGAGCUGCCCAGUCCCUGCUGAACAAGCUGAUCCGCAGCAACCUGGUGGACACCACCAACCAAGUGGAGGUGCUGCAGAGGGACCCCACAUCACCUCUCUACUCCGUCAAGUCUUUCGAGGAGCUGCGACUGAAACCACAGCUGCUGGAGGGAGUCUAUGCCAUGGGCUUCAACAGACCAUCCAAGAUCCAAGAGAAUGCCCUGCCCAUGAUGCUGGCUGAGCCCCCACAGAACUUGAUUGCACAGUCUCAGUCUGGUACUGGCAAGACAGCUGCCUUUGUCCUGGCCAUGCUCAGCCGUGUGGAGCCUGGCAACAAGUACCCACAGUGUUUGUGCCUUUCCCCAACCUAUGAGCUGGCUCUUCAGACAGGAAAAGUCAUUGAGCAGAUGGGGAAGUUCUAUCCGGAGCUGAAACUGGCCUACGCUGUCCGAGGCAACAAAUUGGAGAGAGGCCAGAAGAUCUCGGAGCAGAUCGUGAUCGGCACGCCCGGCACGGUGCUGGAUUGGUGUUCCAAGCUCAAAUUCAUAGACCCCAAGAAAAUCAAAGUCUUUGUUUUGGAUGAGGCUGAUGUGAUGAUAGCAACCCAGGGCCAUCAGGACCAGAGCAUCCGCAUUCAGAGAAUGCUCCCCAGAGACUGUCAGAUGCUUCUGUUCUCAGCCACUUUUGAGGAUUCAGUGUGGAAAUUUGCUCAGAAAGUUGUUCCAGACCCAAACAUCAUCAAACUGAAGCGAGAGGAGGAGACUCUGGACACUAUAAAGCAGUACUAUGUCCUGUGCAAUAACAGAGAUGAGAAGUUCCAGGCUCUCUGUAACAUCUACGGUGCCAUCACCAUUGCCCAGGCCAUGAUCUUCUGCCAUACUCGGAAGACAGCAAACUGGCUGGCAGCAGAGCUUUCCAAGGAAGGCCAUCAGGUGGCAUUGCUCAGUGGGGAGAUGAUGGUGGAGCAGAGAGCUGCUGUCAUCGAGCGCUUCCGAGAGGGCAAGGAGAAGGUGCUGGUGACCACCAACGUCUGUGCCAGAGGGAUUGACGUGGAGCAGGUCUCUGUGGUGAUCAAUUUUGACCUUCCUGUGGAUAAAGAUGGCAAUCCAGACAACGAGACCUAUCUGCACCGGAUCGGGCGUACAGGGCGCUUCGGCAAGCGAGGACUGGCCAUCAACAUGGUGGACAGCAAGCACAGCAUGAACAUCCUCAACAGAAUCCAGGAACAUUUCAACAAAAAGAUAAACAAAUUGGAUACCGACGACUUGGAUGAAAUUGAGAAGAUAACUAACUGAAGCCCAGCUGCUGGCACUGGAAGCUCUCCCAUUCCAAUUGGAUCAGUGUUGGGAUUGGCACCGCCGCUCAGCUAAGUUUCCCCCCCCCCAACAACAACAACAACAACGAAAGGACCUUUUUUUGAGUACACCAAAAUUACCUCAUUUCCAAAUUACAGUUGGGACUUUCAAAUUGUGCAACGGUGGGGGAAAGAAGAGGAGAUGUUUACAGAAGCUUUGAACAUUUCUUAGUUUUAGCCUUAAAAUAGUGGGGGGGGGGGGGGGGGAAAGGACAACAAAAAAAACCCUUCUUUUGUUUGGUUGGAUUCUAUAGACACUUGCCAAAAAAAAAACCCAACCCCAACCCAAUCCCAAACAAACCAAAAGGGCAAGAGGUAAUUCUCUCCAAUUUUAAACCCCCCCAAAUUAAUUGCCUUUUAAUUGGAGGAAGGUUCAGCAUUAACCUCAUCAGUUAAAAUCCAGCAGAUAAUGAAGUAGAGAAUCAAACCCCCUCAAUCAAGGCAGCUGAUUUUUGGCUAAGUACUCGACUUGUACAAAAGACUCCUUCGCUCUGGCGCUCCCCUCAAGCUCUUUUAAGCCUCAUUUUUCUGGGCUUCCUGAUGGAUACUUUUGUCUUUUCCCCUGCUUUUCCUUAGGUAGAUUGUCCCAGGGAUGUCUCCUGCUGACAAAACACAGGUGCCACCUUGGGGUUUUUUUUGCUGGGCAGUGUUUUUCUUUGUUCCUAUGUUCCUCCACUGAACAGGGCUUCAGGUCCUGCUCUAGGAGUCGAACUGAAGCCUUGAGUGAAGGGUGGGUGGGGAAGGGCAGGAUGGAGGGAACUGUGCUAAUUAAUUGUGUGGUAAAUUCACCUCCAGAAAAUGCUAAUCACUGGUGAAGUUGGGGGGAGAGGGGUGGAGUGGGUUGGUCUCCUUUCAGCCAGGUGGUGCCAGUUCUAAGAUGCUGCUGGGUGAAGCUUUGUGUGAAUAAUGUCCAGAUCUGCUUGGGCUUCAGCCAUCAGGAACAGGAAGAAAACUGAACAAAUAAACCAUAAUAGUAAUCAUGAUAGCUCCUACUGACCAAAAACCCACCUGGACAACACCAAAACUGACCUGGUACAGCAUCUUUUGAGUUCAUGUUGCUCAGCCAAAACGCAGAGGGGAAGCUGCUCCUUCUAGUCCCUUGCCCUCAGGGUGAUCCUUGCCAGGAGGAGGAGGAAUGAUCCACAUCUCCUGUCCCUGGGCUGUUAGGAAGGAUCCAUCCUUCCUGUGCCAGGGCUGUUGGGAAGGAUCCAUGCCUCUUGUCCCCAGGCUGUGAGGAAGGCUGUCAGGAAGGAUCCAUCCUUCCUGAUUCAGGUCUGUCAGGAAGGAUCCAUGCUUCUUGUCCCCAGGCUGUCGGGAAGGAUCCAUCCUUUCUGUUUCUGGUCUGUCAGGAAGGAUCCAUGCCUCUUGUCCCCAGGCUGUUGGGAAGGAUCCAUCCAUCCUGUUUCAGGUCUGCCAGGAAGGAUCCAUCCUUUCUGUUUCAGGUCUGUCAGGAAGGAUCCAUGCUUCUUGUCUCCAGGCUGUUGGGAAGGAUCCAUCCUUUCUGUUUCUGGUCUGUCAGGAAGGAUCCAUGCUUCUUGUCCCCAGGCUGUUGGGAAGGAUCCAUCCUUUGUUUCAGGUCUGCCAGGAAGGAUCCAUCCUUCCUGUUUCAGGUCUGUCAGGAAGGAUCCAUCCUUCCUGUUUCAGGUCUGUCAGGAAGGAUCCAUCCUUCCUGUUUCAGGUCUGCCAGGAAGGAUCCAUCCUUCCUAUCCCCAGUCUCUUGGCUCUGCUGGAACCACUCCUGUGCAGAGCCACAAGCCUGUGGGUUCUUCCUCAGCUUAAGUUUCCAGGAGAAGGAGGUUGUUAACUCCAGCAGAGCUAUUUUUGUUUUGGGAGAGCAGGGGUGGGGGGGGAGGAAAAAAGGGACAGAACUUGAGGCAGCCAUCAGCCCACACCACUGGGUGCAGGAAUCACUUCUAAAAGCUCGUGUGGAAAUUCCAACUGGGGAUUUUUCUCUUUGCAAUUUUGGCCAUCAGAUUCUAUUCCAAGCUAGAAAAAAAAAUGAAUCCUUUUACCAAGUACAAGAAAAAAAAAAAAGAGGCAAAAUAAUAAUAAUAAUAAAAAGGUUUCAUUUAAAAUGUACCUAAAAUUUUAGGCUGAAUAAAACACCCAAAAAAAAAUUCGUGCACCCUUUUAGCAAUUUGUACAAAGGCUUUAAUGAAGAAAAGGUUAAAAAAAAAGACCAAAAAAAAGGGGAAAAAAAAAACAAAAAGGAAGAAAAACAACAAAAAAAAAGGAAAACUCAAAAAGCAUCUUUUGUAUUCUGGGGUGUAUCUAUUUUUAUUCUGUUGGCAACCUAUUUAAAAGUGGCAGGUGAUGAGUGAGUGCUUGAGGGGUGAGUGGCAGACGUUGUUUUUGGUCAGCUGCUUUUGAGGGUACAGCUGAAUGGACCUGGUGGCAGCAGAGAAUUGGGUUGGAAUUGUCAGGAAAACAAAAAGCUGCUGCUGCUGCCUCUGUGUGCUGUUUCUAAUGGACUUUUAAUUGGAAUAAAGAACACAUCCUGAA